AUGGGGCUCAUUACAGAAAUAAGCCAGCCUCCAAAGGAGCCUCCAAAAUGGUCCCUCAACUCUUAUCUGCUGAUGAAUGCACUCAUUUUUGCAUUGGCAGGGAUAUGUAAGGGUUUUGAUGAAGCGAACAUCGCAUGUCUUGUCGUACAGUCCCAGUUCCGCGUCGCCUUUGGGAUCGAUAGACAGUCACCAGACGAAUAUGCCAACACGAAAGGGUGGAUUGUGUCGAUUUUCACGGCUGGGGCUAUCUUUGGCUGUCUGGCUUGCCUGCCAGUCAAUGACCGCUUGGGACGAAAAUGGAGCUUGCGUCUGUCAACGUUGAUCUAUGCAGCAGGAGUCGCCGGACAGGCGCUCAGUAAAGGCAACCUGUCAGCCUUUUACGCAUCCAGGUUCAUCGCUGGGUUUGGUGGUGGCGGAAUCACUAUCGUUCCUUCGAUGUAUAUCUCGGAGAUUGCACCGAAAAGGAUUCGCGGGCUUCUCGCUAUUCAGUACUCGACUUGCCAACAGCUCGGUUCUGUUUUCGGCUUCUUCAUCAACUAUGGCAUCACCAAGGCGUAUGACGGAGAAGACCUGCAAUGGAUGGUUCCUACAUUCCUCCAGCUGGUGCCGGCGGUGAUCUGGGGGUUUGGAACGUUUUUAUGUGUGGAAUCUCCUCGAUGGUUACUAUACGUCGGCCGGCGCGAACAAGCCAUUGCCACGGUAUCCCGACUCCGCGGCUUGCCCAAUGGUCAUGCCGAAGUGAUUUCCGACAUCCAGAUCAUGGAAUCGCAGAUCUUGUACGAGCGGGAGGCUGUCGUGGGAGCGACGCAGUGGGACCUGGUGAAAGAAGUGUUACUUCCAGUCGAGAAUCGACGCCGCUUCCUGCUUGUCUUCAUGGCGCACCUAUUCUCUCAAUGGUCGGGCGCCAGUGCGAUCACUCAAUAUCUCCCCACGAUCUUCGGCUACUUGAGUAUGCCGAGUGAGACCGCCUCGCUAGCGACCGGGUUCUACGCGGUGGUCAAGUUUGUCAGCUGCCUGAUCUUCUCGUUGCUGGUGAUUGAUUUCAUCGGACGUCGGAGGUCUCUCAUGACGGGAAUCACGCUUCAAACGACCACCUUGGUCUACCUGGCGUGCUACCUUGGCAUAGCUCGCACGAUGACCGCGGCCCACAUCGCCAACACCCCGAGUGUAUCUCGAGCCUCGACGGGGGCUGUGGCAGCUAUCUUUAUCCAUGGGGUGGGGUGGAACAUCGGGUGGCAUGGCAUGCCGUAUCUUAUCGGGGCAGAAGUGUACCCAAUCCGUAUCCGAUCGCUGGCUGUUUCGAUGGGCAUGGCCAUUCACUGGGUGUUCUUCUUCGGAUGUUCUCGGGCGACUCCUGAUAUGCUGGAAGUGAUGCAAGAAUGGGGCGCAUUCGCCUUCUUCGCUUGCAUCUGUUUUGUUUCGCUGAUUUAUGUGUUCUUUGCGAUGCCGGAUACCACCGGACGAUCUUUGGAGUCACUGGAUAGUUUGUUCCAGCGGCCCUGGUACAGAGUUUACCAGGUGGCCUAUGCAAAGAAUGACAAUGUGGGAGGUGUGGUGUAA
Aspergillus brunneoviolaceus CBS 621.78 is the source of this 1560-nucleotide messenger RNA. RefSeq names its product general substrate transporter. The record is from RefSeq and is a predicted model, not a curated record. The coding region runs from base 1 to 1560 and encodes 519 amino acids. Gene Ontology annotation, biological process: transmembrane transport; carbohydrate transport. Gene Ontology annotation, cellular component: membrane. The transcript has 5 exons. Gene Ontology annotation, molecular function: carbohydrate:proton symporter activity. NCBI's taxonomy places the organism in Eukaryota, Fungi, Ascomycota, Eurotiomycetes, Eurotiales, Aspergillaceae.